This is a messenger RNA of Ustilago hordei, 2151 nucleotides long. Its product is annotated as related to SUR1 - required for mannosylation of sphingolipids. The transcript has a single exon. The coding region runs from base 1 to 2151 and encodes 716 amino acids. Gene Ontology annotation, molecular function: mannosyltransferase activity. NCBI's taxonomy places the organism in Eukaryota, Fungi, Basidiomycota, Ustilaginomycetes, Ustilaginales, Ustilaginaceae. Gene Ontology annotation, biological process: mannosyl-inositol phosphorylceramide biosynthetic process. The record is from RefSeq and is a predicted model, not a curated record.
AUGGCUUCCUUACUAUCCAGGCGUACCUCGCACAUCCUCCUCGUCCUUCUUGGUCUCUUUCUAGCAGGUACCAUUGUCGUCCUUACCACCGCCAACGCCUACUUCUCUAUCGACUCUUCAGCAUACAUCCUGCCUGAAGAACUAGGAACAUGGCAAGAGAUCCAAUCCGGUGCUUCUCCCGACGGUCCUGAUGGUUGGGCAGCACGAAUUCCUUGGCUUGCCAAAAUCACCCAUCCCUCCCCCACCUCUUCCAUUAACUCCACCCCUGCUUCUGCCCCAGUUGAGGAGGGGGAUGAAUUGAUCGCCCCACCCCAACCUUGGCGCGACAACACUCCUAAGCAAUGGGAUCCUAGCAAUCCUAAGGAAAAAAUUCCUCGAAUCAUCCAUCAAACAUGGAAAGACAAACAUCUUCCACCAAGAUGGCAAGCAAUUCGCGAUGAAUGUGCAGCGAUGCAUCCGGAUUACGAGUACAAGCUCUGGACCGACGCCGACUCGCGCAAGUUUAUCGCAGAGCAUUAUCAUUGGUUCUUGCCAGUGUUUGAUGGCUAUCCCUAUCCGAUCCAGAGGGCUGAUGCGAUCCGAUAUUUCGUCUUGCAUCAUUAUGGAGGAAUCUAUAUGGAUCUCGACAUUGGCUGUUUGCGUCGAUUCGAUCCUCUCCUCAGAUUCGAAGUAAUCCUUCCCAAAACAAUCCCAGUGGGUGUUUCGAACGACGUAAUGCUCUCAGCUAAAGGUCAUCCCUUCAUGGACCAACUCAUUCAUAAUCUGGUGACCUUCAACCAUCAAUAUUUGACCAACUAUCCAACGGUCAUGUUCAGUACCGGACCCAUGUUUGUUUCCGCCAGCUAUGGAUUGUAUGUUGACGUUCACGGACCUGCGUUCCCGAGUACGCCUAAACAGCCGGAAGCGGGCUUUAAGGGUAUAAGAGUCUUGCCCAAGAGUCUGUACGGGAAGAAUGUGAAGCCGAAAGAUGCACCCGAUUCAUUCUUUAGCCACUUUUAUGGCUCAAGUUGGCAUGCGAACGAUGCUGGAUUUUUGAUCUUCUUGAGAAAGUACGGAAGGCUCUUGAUCUUUGUUGGGUUAUGUGUGGUGCUGUAUGGAUUGUUUAGGACGCUACUGCCUAGUUUGGUGUGGAGGUUGGGAUAUAGAGCUGGAUUCGGUAGGGGCGGGGGGAGGAGGAACCAGAGGGGGGAGGCAAGGUGGAUUGGUCUGCCGAUUGGGACUAGUUCAAGAUCGUUAUCGAGGCGAAGGUCGAAAAGGAGAUCUACGACGGAUGAAGAUCAAAGUGUGCCCUUGACGGAUGUGCAUGAUACUGUGGGAAGCACGAGUGCUGCGAAUCCGAACUCUAGGCUGUCUAUGCCUGCUCCGAGGCCAACACGGUUAAGUCUGCCGUUGUUCCAGUUACAAGAUCCCGAACCCAUCGGUGGGGGGAGACAAGAUAGUGCUCCGCAAAGUGUGCUGGCUUGGAUGGGUCAGACACUCAGCCGGCCAUCGAGUAGAGGAGAUGCGAUCAGUGAAAUGGAGGCAAACUCCGGUGAUAACUCUCCAAGUAAGAAGAAGGGAGUCCUCUAUCUACCCGCAUACUUUGUCAGAGGGGAUGAUGGGAGUAGUACAGGAAGUCAACAGUUGAGUCCCAGUAGUAGUGCUUCUUCUCAACAACUUGCUGCAACGGCGCAAAACGGUGGGAAUGGGCUGUCUCCCCUAUCACUUUCUUCUUUUGGACCUGGAUCCGGCGGAAGUAAUGGAGUUGUGGGCGCAGGACAGAGCUUAGGUCAAUGGGCAUCUUCGUUACUACUACCAGCGAAUUGGCGAGGUCCAUCACCAGCACCUUCUCAUGGCUCAAGACGGUCGAGGCUGAGUGUAGAUUUGGAAUCACUUGGGUCUCAGGAAGAUGAGAGGGAAGAUACUUGGCGUGGCAAUGGGGCGGAACAGCAGUCGCUGAUUGAAGGCGGAGGAAGGGUCAGUGGAGAGUACGUUAGGGCGAAUGGGAAGGGGAAAGCAGCAAUGCAGGCUCUGGAAGAUGCAAGGAAUGAAUUUGCUCAACGAGGGGAUUUGGCGAGGACUCCGCCCCCGCCGCCGCCGUAUGAGGAUGCUGCGCUCAUGGGAAGGAAUGCGGAUGGGGAGUUUGUGGUUGAGGAUAAGCAGGGGGUCUGA